GGGAGCAACACCGGAAAUUGCACCGGAUAAAUGUCGAUUUAUCUGAGCGCAUGGGGCAACGCUUCUACGGUAGCUUUCUUGCGCAAACUGAAGGCUAUUCUUUAGUAAAAGAGCGUGCUCAUUUCAAUUCGAAGCCGCAAGAAGCUCCAACCAUGACUUCUUCCUCUGCUGUUCUCCGUGGCCUGCGUUCCGCGAAUUUGUCGCUACGCCCUGGCGAGGGCCAGACCGUUAAUGUGAAGCUCUCGGCCGCAUCGUGGAGGCUGUGGACUAUGAGCCGGAGGUCGUCGGGCUGUGCCCUCCAGAGUGGGACAAGCAACGUGAGGCCGUUCACCUGAUCGUCGUGUUCGAGGAUGACCCCGAGACCUUCUACACGGUCAUUGUGUACCAGGUGCAGCAUUUUGCGGACCGCGAAGACUUGAAACGUGGCAACUACAUCCUGCUUGUGCGCCCGUUUGCGCUACUAGCAGCAGAGGAGGUCAUGUCGUGGAAGCCAGCGGGCUCGUCCGACACCUGCCUCGGUGUGGACUGCUGCCUCGAUCGUCCUCGCGUUCUGUCACCGGGCGCCGCUGCCGAGGAGUUCCCGCACCUGCUGAUUGAUGACGCGCGCCUCGUCAUCAACAGCACGCCCCUGCCUCAGAUGCAGCCCAAGGCGGGAUACACGGGGGUCAUGUGGGUGGAGACGGUGGAGGAGUCGAGGGUGUGGGACGGGAGCGCGGUCGUCACGGUGGUAACGGGAGUUGAUGGCACCUCCAGCGCCCAGCUGCUCAUCAUGCCCAGCUCCGACAGCACCUAUGAGGUCAAAAUUAAGCCGCAUAUGCCGCUGUUUAUCUACUGCGCGAUGUGCACCGCAACACAUCCUCGGGCACCGCAGCUGGGAGAUGAGAGCCAGCGGCAACGCCAACAGCAGAGUUAUCAGGCCAGGGGUAGCCACGCAAGCCUGCGUGAACAUUUCCGUGUAAGCACAUCAUGGU
Chlamydomonas reinhardtii is the source of this 971-nucleotide messenger RNA. RefSeq lists its product as uncharacterized. Lineage: Eukaryota; Viridiplantae; Chlorophyta; Chlorophyceae; Chlamydomonadales; Chlamydomonadaceae. The transcript has 2 exons. The coding region runs from base 153 to 335 and encodes 60 amino acids. The record is from RefSeq and is a predicted model, not a curated record.